CCGCUCUCCGGCGCGCCGAGCCUGAUCCUAACCUUCUCGCGGAUCGCGAGGAAAACAACAUGGCGAUCGCGGUAUGAUUUCUGUAGAUCCGGGACGAGGACGUUUUUUUUGCGAGGUUAUCUCAAGCGCAACGUCUGUCACGCGUAUCUGCCGCAUUAGUAAAAUUUAAUACCUCGAAGUAGCGCACGAUGGGAGCCGAACGUUUAAUUUACGCCUGCUCCCUGAUUUUGACGAUCUGUCUGUCGGCCGUUGUCUGCGAGAUCGAGCCGCGUUACGAUGAGAAAAUUCAACUGUCCGCGACGUCGACGAAACUGCCCGAGUUCGUCUCGGAGAGGCCACAGGACAGAGUGGGCUUCCUGCACGCCUUCGUAGCAUCCUUGUCGGUCAUCGUGGUGUCGGAGCUGGGGGACAAGACGUUCUUCAUCGCCGCUAUUAUGGCGAUGAAGCAUCCAAGAUUGACUGUAUUCAUCGGGGCGAUAAGCGCCCUCGCGCUGAUGACUAUUCUGUCAGUGGUGUUCGGAUACGCAGCGACGAUAAUUCCUCGUGCCUACACCUACUACAUCUCCACUCUGCUCUUCGCUCUGUUCGGAUUGAAAAUGCUGCGAGACGGGUACUACAUGUCGGCGACGGAAGCACAAGACGAGUUAGAAGAGGUGCAGUCGGACCUGAGGAAAAGAGACGACGAGUAUGAAAAGGAGACGACGAGUACUUUGGUUCAGGAUCCUGAAACCGGAGUAAUACGUAAAACUACUAAAAGUAGUGCGCUCAUGCUGCUUUCUAGGAUAUUCUUUCAGGCGUUCACGCUUACCUUUCUUGCGGAAUGGGGCGAUCGCUCUCAGUUAACGACCAUUAUCCUCGCUGCAAGAGAGGAUGUUUACGGUGUGGUACUAGGUGGAAUACUGGGCCAUUCGUUUUGUACAGGCUUAGCGGUUUUAGGAGGACGUAUAAUAGCUCAAAAAAUAUCAGUGAGAACAGUGACCAUUAUUGGAGGUUUGGUGUUCCUGCUAUUUGCCAUAACGGCGCUCUUCGUCAACCCUGUAGAAAAUGUUUGAGUCCUUCAGAGAGAUUUCCAGUAUUUGUAUUACUUCGUGAAUAUUGUAUAUCGUGUAUGUUGCGAGAAUGUUGUAUGUUUGUACAGAGUGUGAUCUGUUCUACUAGAAUUUUGGCAAAAUCACGAAGUUAAUCGAACGCCAGCCAGUUUCGGCCGGCGAGAGAGAACGGUCUUCUUAAUAUAGAUUAUGUAUACAUUGUACAUUCGCUAUCGACGAGGAACCCAAUUACUUCGCUAGCAAUUAAGCGAUAGUGCGGAUAAACUCCGUAUCUAUUCUCUCGAAGUCUGUGUCCCUAGUUUUCCGUUAUCGAUUAUAAAAACAAUCGAAAUGCCGCAUUCUCGUCGUGGAGUUCCUCAGGAUGAAAAAAUUACAUUUUCUGCAAGACAGUUUCUUGUGUUAGUAACAUAUUUCGUGAUCUUUAUUAUUAUUUAUAUUGUAUUAACUAUUUUCUAGUUGAUAUAAUUAAUAAUAAUAUCGAUGCGGCAUUCAAACCAGAUUCUCUUAAUGCAAUAUUUUAUCGAAUUUGUGUACCUAACGUCUGCGCGCAGACAUGAAUAUAUUACUCAAUUGUACUUCAUAUAAAUAAGCUUGUCGCCUGUACCACAUGUGUAUAUGCCAUUUGUAAGAUAUCAAAGAGAAUACUGUAAUAUAUGAUGAUAAUAUAACAAAAGAAUGUUGUAUCGGCAUGAUGCCGUAGACAAAUAGACAAGAUUUUAACGAAACAAAGAAUACAACAAAGAAAUGUUGAUAUGUUUAAUGAAUAGAACAAAACUUUCAGUACAACAGAAAUUGUAAAUAGAAUUUUCCUAUCAUACGCUGAACAUGUAUAAAAUUAAUCCUCAUUUAGAAAAAUCUAUUUUAAUUAUACUAUAUUGUACAAAAAAAAA
Messenger RNA from Vollenhovia emeryi, 1939 nucleotides. Its product is annotated as transmembrane protein 165. The transcript is spliced from 6 exons. Bases 189 to 1052 code for a protein of 287 amino acids. Gene Ontology annotation, biological process: calcium ion transmembrane transport; manganese ion transmembrane transport; Golgi calcium ion transport. Gene Ontology annotation, molecular function: manganese ion transmembrane transporter activity; calcium ion transmembrane transporter activity. The record is from RefSeq and is a predicted model, not a curated record. NCBI's taxonomy places the organism in Eukaryota, Metazoa, Arthropoda, Insecta, Hymenoptera, Formicidae. Gene Ontology annotation, cellular component: Golgi apparatus.